Owenia fusiformis is the source of this 2433-nucleotide messenger RNA. Lineage: Eukaryota; Metazoa; Annelida; Polychaeta; Sabellida; Oweniidae. The record is from the annotation of a GenBank genome assembly.
UCAAAAUUUGAAAAAAAAUAUUUUGUAAAAUUUCCAGCUUAUUUCUGCUUUUCCUGGGUCUCCAAGACAUCAUAUAUAUUUCUUUGCAAUGCUUCUAUAAAGGAUUCAAACCAAAGGCAAUGUAGUUAAGCAGCCAGAAACAAAUCGAUGCACAAUUGCACAUUUAUGGGAACAACUGAUUGUAAAGGGAAAAGAAUCAACAAUGCUUCGAGAAGCUGGCCUCCUUAAGCCCUGCUACAGGUGUUGCUAUAUUCAGUUCAAACAAAGUACACGGAAUUAUGGCGCUUCAAAAACACACUAUGAGAUAUUAGAAGUAAAGAGAGAUGCACAUCCAAAGGAAAUAAGAAAGGCAUUUGUUAAUUUAUCAAAAAAGGUUCACCCUGAUCUCAAUCCCAAUGACCCUCACACUCACAAGAAGUUUGUAAGAUUAAUGGAUGCCUACACUGUACUCAGUAAGCCAUCUACUAGGAGAGAUUAUGACCUAAGUCUUGUCAGUCGUAUUAAUAGAGAGCAUACCGCUCGCACCAUGUACAGUCAGCACACUCCUGGGGCCUCACCCUACGCAGGGACAGGCUCUCCUGAUCCAAGUGAAGAAGCAAAAAAAUACUGGGACGAAACAUUAUUCCAUAUGAGAGAUAAGAGUCAAGAUGCUCGCUAUGCAGGCCAACCAUAUUAUGGUGUCAAAGGAAUGAAGAAAAUGUCCAACCAUUUAGUAGUAUGGGGAUGUGUAGGUGUAAUCAUACUAGGCUGCUUUAUACAUCUAGGAGCUGUGGCAUGGUCCAAGACUAUACAGCAAAAGGUGUUAGAUGAGAGAGAUAGGAAACAUUUAGCAACAUAUAACUUAGUUAGAUCAUCAGCCAUGGAGCAUGGUAAUGCAGUGCAACUUCAGCGGUUUGCAGCAAGACAUGGCGCCUCUCCCCCAAAGUCUUCAUAGGAUGUAAAAUGUGGGCUUGAAGAGCUUAAUUGCAGUAUCUAAUAACAGUUAUCUAAGGUGGAUUAUUCCAUUCACCUUAAGCUCAAGGUGUUAUACUUGUUACACACCUUUAGCUUAACAUACAUUAUGGACACAUUUACUUCCAAGUACACCAAAGUCCAUGGAUGAAAAUAAAAACAUUCUAUAAUUGAACAGGUAUCUCCUAUGAUCCAGCAACAUAGAAUUCAGAACUUAUAAUGCCUAACACCUCUGGAGCACUUUUUCUAGUUAAAAAAAUACAGUAAAUCCAACAACUGCAAGCAUUUUUAACUGUCGCGUUAAGUGUACAUGUACAGAAUUAUAAAAAGUUAUGAAUACAUUCUCAGAUACAUAACAAACAAUGUGUGAAGGUUAAUUGAAGAAUGGGUAAUGAAUUAAAAUGAGAACGUUUCUCCAGUUAUUGGAGAUAGUCUCUGAUGACAAAUAAAAAAUAGUCUCUGAUGCUACUGUAUGUUUGAAUAACUGCAGACCAUCUAUCUGCUAAAAACUACAAGUAAUUGAAGCUUGGCGUACAGAAGUGUCAGAUGUUAUAGAUAUUACAAGUACUGUAAAACAAGAAAUGAAACCAUGUACAACAUUUUGCAGUACAAAAUUGUAACCAACAACUUUCAAUUGAUAUUUUGAUUGAAAUGACUCAAAAUGUGUACUCCUUUGAGUACUUCUAUUGAUUUAAAACACUUCUGUUUUAGUUUUUGUAUGAAUUUAUUUUAAUUCCAACAAUAGUGUUUACCUCUUGAAAAAUAACUCUAGUUUUAAAUUUCGAAAAUAUUUUAAUUUUGCCAGUACAAUUAUAUGCACAUAUCUGUCACAAAUAGUUAAGCCAGGGAUGACAAUCUCCAAGUUUAAAAAUGUUCCAGCUUGGUAUUCAAUUGUGGGGAUUUGCAUCUCUUUAAAUGUAUGAGCUGCCCCUGCACUCAUUUUGUGAUUUACACUUAAUUAAAGGCUAUCUUAGACUGAGCAAAAGUUGGUGCUAACUGGAGCCUAAAAUAGAUAUAAUGGCUAUAAACUUUAGUUGUUUGUUUAUCAAAGAAAUCAUAUGUUCAAAACUACAACUUAGCGAUCAAUUCAAGCCAAUGAUAAACAAAGAAUGAUUUUAUAAUGGUCUUAUUUUCACAAUGUGUAAGUACAAAGGGACCAUGUGUUGGAUUUAUUAUGCUCAUUUCUGUAUAAUGGAUGUGGUUAAAUAUUGAGAAUCACAAGUUAUGAUUCUCAUAUCCAGUUGUAUUAAGGCCCAAAAAGUAUCACUGGUGUAUGGUAUACUCAAAUGUUAGCAUCCUGUGCUGUUUCAAGUGUAAAAAUUUAUUUCCAAAAGUACAUUGAACCGCAUUUUUGGUUAAAAUAGAUAUGAGAGCAUAUGCUUAAUAUUUAAUGUACUUUACACUAGCCUUCAUUACCAGAAGUGUGAUACCUCAAAAUGGCGCUUGUUCAUAUAAAACUCUAAACGUUAAGGGCUUUAAUAA